ACUCAAAAAACCGUGGGUUUGUAUUGUUGGAGAAGACACGUUGAAAGUCUGCAGGAAAGCAUCCUCAGAAAAGAACGGAGUCUUUCGCGUAGACAGGAUCAACAUAUUUGAGUUUAGGCCGGUCUUAUGCUCGUUCUGACGUUCUCAACCGGACGGACGAACUAGCAUUCUCUGUUUCAAGGGUACAUCGGACUGGGUCUUGCGUCCUGUCGGCUGCACAGAAACGAGGCAGAAAACGACUUGUUUCUCUGCCUGGAGAUACCCUCGGCUUUUAUUCAUUCGUGGAUCGAAGAAUCUUAACUAGACGCAAGUUUUUGAUCAAUCUUCAGGCGAAAUAGUGUCAAGUCAUCGUCAAACCUAAGCGCAGCGCCUCUUCAAGGAAGGAACCUCCAGUGUGGCCGCGAGGAGUGGAUGACUCUCGUUGCUCUAAGAGAGCUGGAAUUUCGAGGAGCGAAACACGAGUUGUGUGGUACAAGCGAUCUAAACGUGCAGAAAGAGUCCAUAACCACGCGAAAAAAUGGUGAAGCUUCGGUGGAAAAGUGCCUCGUGCACAGACCGGGCACUCCAGCUCAUGGACGUGACCCUCCAGCGCCUUGAAGAGGAGGAAGAGAAUGCUGACAAGAAGGGUGACAACGGAACAGACCGUCAAAGACAUAUUCCGACUGCGAUAAACGACCUUUUAUAUCCGAGUUGCAUCGCUGUCGCUGUGACUCCAAAUGUUGGCGAGGGGGCUUGCUUCCGUGGUAUGCAGUGCGCUCAAUACUCGGUUUUAGGAAAGGUGUACAACAUAGCGGUAAUCAUGAAGCCUGAGGAAGUUCUGCGCAGCAAUGGACAAGAAUAAAUAUCUGCGGAAAAAGGCAAAGGCGUUCAUGAGCAAGGGGUACCUGUCGUUGUCUCGGCAGUUAUUGUACCCCUGAUUUUGGUGCGUUGUCUGCGUGCAGAAAUGACGUUGUUGUGUGGCAGGCUAUCCCUUCACUUGUGCGUCUGCCCAUUCAUACUAUGCAAUUUCUGCGUUGUCGGAAGCGCAAGAAAGUGUCAGGUUGAUUCGUGUACGAUUUUGGUCGACGAGCGUGGCGAAUACUUGCACCGCAGCUCAAUCCCAGCGUUCCACAGCGCAGAGGGGAUCAAGACCCAUUGGAGCAGAAGUCCCCCGGGGCAAAAAACUAAUCUUGUUUCGAGGAGGCACGUUUUGGCAGUGUGUUUUCAUUUUUUCAGCUGUCUCGAAACAAAGCGCUAGAGAAGUGGCUUCCGGUCCCAAAUGCCGGUGAAAGCUCAUUUUGUGCUUUCCUUGGUGCGUCAACAAGUGUGGCGUCUCUGCUUUCACCGUUCCAGUGUUGACUGACUUGACGAGACGUACACCUGAAGAAUUCAGUCCUUUUGAGAGAAACCUUCACAGGCCCGCACUUGGAAAAGGCAGCUUGCUGGAGCCUUUGCCCCCCCCCCCCCACCUAUAAAGGGCGCAACUGAUUCCUUGAAGAUGCUCCUGACGCCACAGAUCAGUAGCACGCGGAUGACAGUCACAAAGUUCCGAAGUCUCUGAUCGUCUGAAGCAUAGCUAACGAAGAACCAGACUACAAAAUCCGCGUUCUAUGAAAUAUGUACGUUUCGAGUCAUUGCUGAGUCUCGUUCAGUGUGUAUCAAAAAAGAUGUAAAACGUCUGUCCAUACGAAACGCUCGUUUGUUGGAAUAAAGACGAAAACUGCCCGUAAGAUGCGACGUUUGACAACCUAGCAUCCAUGGAUGUUGCCCCGGUGGCGAAUUGAAAUCUGCUUUUUGUUAAGUGUGAGUAUUCGGACAGUGAUGGCAUGCGCACAUUUGUCGACUGAGGAGCUGUACAGCCUUCAUGGAAGACGACUCGGGAGUUCCCGUCAUCUCUUGUUUUUUGUGCUCUGUACGCGACCACUCCGAGUUGAGUGUGUGGUUGGUUCCCGUUCACGUGCGCAAGCUUCUCCUUCUUUGAGCAGGCCAUGUGUCGACGCAGCGUGCAGGUGAGAUCUGAAGGCUGUCUGACAACUGUGGAGCGUUUGUUUGUCGACGCAGCGUGCAGGUGAGAUCUGAAGGCUGUCUGACAACUGUGGAGCGUUUUUUCG
Messenger RNA from Toxoplasma gondii ME49, 2090 nucleotides. RefSeq lists its product as hypothetical. The transcript is spliced from 5 exons. Lineage: Eukaryota; Apicomplexa; Conoidasida; Eucoccidiorida; Sarcocystidae. The record is from RefSeq and is a predicted model, not a curated record. The coding region runs from base 518 to 841 and encodes 107 amino acids.